GCGGCGAGAUUGCAGGUCGACUGUCAAGAAAUGAAGGCUAGGAUGGCAUAUGUUGGACUGCAAAAUCUUCCCCAGCGGCUGGCCUUCAGUAUCAAUUAUUACUCUAAGCUUAGUGGUCUUCAAACUAUAUGUCUUCAUAGUAAAAUAAAAUCAAAGAAAUGCCACAUCCUGGACUAUUUGAGAAAUACAUGCAUGCACAGGACUCUGCCACCUGGAAGCAUCCUGCCAUGGAGUUUCUUUUCCUGCAAGCAGGAAAGAACAAAACUCCCUUCCAAAAGGAAGCAAAAUACAUCCAUAAUGACAUCAGAACUUUUGUACAAGCAUCUCCUGAAAUCGGAGCAGAAAAGCUGGAAUGACAUUUCAGCAAAAUACAAACCUAUGACAAAAAUAAUCAAGAAAAAAUUAAAAGAACUGCACAAGAAGUAUACAUUCAGUUUGGGAAGCCCAAGGAUCAGGUUUGGAGACAAUGUGUACUUUGAAGAGAAUGGCUGCAUAUUUCUUUCAAAAGCAGAUGAUGUAGAUGAAGGAAAUGCUAACAUUUUAUUCAGUACUGAAGAUCUUGGCUUUUCUGAUACCUUUAUUCAACGGAUCAGAAUUUCACCAGAUCAGAGAUACAUGUCCCUCAGCUUAAAAAGUGAAAAUUCUGAAGAGGCAACCUGCAUUGUUGUGAAACUUGGUCAUCUUCCUGUUGUGGAAAAAGUAAUUCCAAAUGUAUUUAGUUUUGAAUGGGCUACAAAUGAUGUACUGUAUUACACAAGUCAGAAGAACCUUAAAUGCCAGAAUGUGUUUAUGACCACUUUCACUAAUCAGAAGCAUACUAAAUUAGUUUAUACAGAACAAGAUGCAAGAUUUUUUGUGGACAUACACUGCACGAAAGAUAGGCGCUUUCUCACUAUCAACAGCAACAGCAAGACAACCUCAGAAGUUUGGCUGGUUGACUGUAGAGAUCCUUUUAAGUUGCCUGCUCUUGUACAAGCACGAACAAAAGGGGUCCUCUACCACAUCGAGCACAGAAAUGAUGAGUUAUAUAUUCUUACUACGUAUGGAGAACCUGCAGAGUAUAAGUUGAUGAAAGUACCAGUAUCUUCCACUGGCAUGGAGAACUGGCAUUUAGUUUAUGCACUGGAAAAGAAAACCAAACUAGUAGACUUGGAGAUGUUCAGUGAUCACUGUGUUAUGUUCCUGAAGAAUGCUGGUCAUCUUUACUUAAACGUGAUUUCUUUUGUUUCACAUUCAGUUCAGUCAAUAGAGCUACCUACGUGGGCCUGUGAAUUUGAAUUGGAAUCUCAUCCUGAACAUACCACCAGCACUUGCUAUUUUCAGCUCACCUCCCCAGUACACCCCCCUAAGCGUUUUGCAUAUUCAUUUAAAGAAAAUAAUCUCAUUGAACAAGCUGUGCAAGAGGUACCAAUUAUCACGCAUUGUCACACUACACGUUUACUAGCUAAAAGCAAGGAUGAAACUUUGGUGCCAAUUACAGUUUUUCAUAACAUGAAUUCUAAAGAGCUGCACGGGAAACCACUUCUGGUUCAUGUAUAUGGAGCUUAUGGCAUAGAUUUGAACAUGAGCUUUAAAGAAGAGAAGCUGAUGUUAAUUGAAGAGGGUUGGAUAUUAGCGUAUUGCCAUGUUAGAGGUGGAGGAGAACUAGGCCUUAGCUGGCACAAGGACGGAUGUCAGCAUAAUAAACUCAAAGGUCUCCAUGACCUUAAGGCUUGCAUCAUGCUGCUGCACAAAGUAGGAUUUUCUCAGCCAAAGUACACAGCACUGGUAGCUGCCAGUGCAGGAGGAGUUCUUGCAGGAGCCCUGUGCAACACUGAUCCAGAACUUAUCAGAGCUAUGGUUUUACAGGCUCCUUUUGUAGACGUUCUAAAUACCAUGAUGAAAACUCAUCUCCCCCUGACAAUUGAAGAACAGGAAGAGUGGGGAAAUCCAUUAACAGAUGAAGAAUGUAUGAAGUAUAUCAAAAGCUAUUGUCCAUACCAGAAUAUUAAGCCACAGCGUUACCCUUCAGUUUUUAUCACGGCAUACCAAAAUGAUCAACGGAUACCUCUGAUGGGAGUUCUACGAUACGUUCAGAAACUUAGGAGGGCUGCACUGGAUUAUGCCAGCAGCACAAGUAAGGAAGGAAACUGGAUCCCCAAUAUCAUCUUGGAUGUCCAGGCAAAUGGCAGUCACUGUGAUUCAUCUUGGGAGGAUUCGCUGAAUGAGGUUGCAAGACAUCUUGCAUUUCUGAACAAAGAACUUGGGGAAGCAUGCCAUCUCCAGCAUCAUACGGAAUCCUGCAAAUAG
This is a messenger RNA of Indicator indicator, 2289 nucleotides long. RefSeq names its product prolyl endopeptidase like (gene PREPL). The transcript is spliced from 15 exons. NCBI's taxonomy places the organism in Eukaryota, Metazoa, Chordata, Aves, Piciformes, Indicatoridae. Bases 31 to 2289 code for a protein of 752 amino acids. Gene Ontology annotation, molecular function: serine-type endopeptidase activity. The record is from RefSeq and is a predicted model, not a curated record. Gene Ontology annotation, cellular component: cytoskeleton; Golgi apparatus. Gene Ontology annotation, biological process: proteolysis.